Molecule: messenger RNA, 324 nt
Organism: Phytophthora nicotianae INRA-310
Lineage: Eukaryota; Oomycota; Peronosporomycetes; Peronosporales; Peronosporaceae
Exons: 2
Coding region: 1-324 (107 amino acids)
Source: RefSeq, a predicted model, not a curated record
AUGCUGAACGAAGAUGGGACCGUCGCCGACAAGGUCAACAUUCACGUGGGCGAUUCAAAAGUAAUACAGGAAAGAUGGUCAAGCUCUCCUGCGCGAUUGACUAGAAACGGGCUCUCUGUGCGAGUGGAGGAGAGCGCCUCGGUGAAUAGCUUGAAGAAGGCAAUCCAAGCGGAGAAGCUGACGAUCACAUGUGAUGCCAACGAGAUGCAGCUCUUCCUGGCCAAGAAGGGUGGCGCGUGGCUGACGGAGGCAUACGUGAAUGAUGGUGUGAGCGACACUAAUGAUCUGAAGCCAUCACAACAUCGUCACGAUUGGAGACGCUGA